Messenger RNA from Meriones unguiculatus (Mongolian gerbil), 1395 nucleotides. RefSeq names its product zinc finger and SCAN domain containing 30 (gene Zscan30). Lineage: Eukaryota; Metazoa; Chordata; Mammalia; Rodentia; Muridae. The record is from RefSeq and is a predicted model, not a curated record.
AAGAUGGUGACUGACAAAGUAUUGACAGCAAAGCAAGAAAUUUUUGAAUGUAUUGUGUCAGUGGCCACAGUAUCUCCAAGAAGACUUCCUAGGGAAACGUCUCCAGUACAGCUAGUUGAAGAAACCAUGGUAUAUCUGGACAACAAUGAGAAGCAAAGAGGAAGGGAUGAUUCAAACAACAAAAUGAGUGAGCUUUCUUCCCAGGAAAGCUAUUUCAACUUGGCAGCUUUUGACGAGAAAAUCCCUACAGAACAGAAUAUCUUUAAGUGUAAUGAAAGUGAAGGAAUGAAUUCUCAGUCUAAACUCACAUGGUGCUAUGUGGCCCAGAACUCACAAAGUAGAAUCCUAUAUGAGUGCGUGGACUGUGGAACUUUUUGCCACAGGUCAAAGCUGAUUAGACAUCAGAGAAGCCAUACUGGAGAGAGACCUUAUGGAUGUAAAGAAUGUGGAAAAGCCUGGUUGAAAACAGACCUUGUUAGACAUCAGAGAAUUCACAGUGGUGAAAAACCCUAUAAGUGUUGUGACUGUGAAAAAGCUUUCAUAGGCAGCUCAGAGUUCAUUAGGCCUAGGAGAACUCAUACUGGAGAGAAACCUUAUGAUGGUGAUGAAUGUGGGAAAGCCUUCUGCCAGAGUGCUGCUCUCAUCCGGCACAAGAAGAUUCACGGUGGAGACAAAGACUAUGAUUGUACUGAAUGUGGUAAAGCUUUUAGAAGUUCUGUUCUUAUGGAACAUCACAAAAUCCACACUGGUGAGAAGCCUUAUGAGGGUAAUGAAUGUGAAAAGUCCUUUCAUCAAAGCUCAGCACUCGGCCAGCACCAGAGAAUCCACUCAGGGGAGAAGCUCUAUGAGUGUAAUGAAUGUAGGAAUAUUAGGCAGAGGUCAGGCCUUAUGCAGCAUCAGAGAGCACAUACCAGAGGUCAGCUCUGUGGGGAAGUGGUUGAGUGAAAUACAAAGGAUUCACUUUGAAGGAAAGUCUCCUCAGAAGAUAAAAGUUUCCCGAUAGCAGGACUUUGUCUUUCCAGCCCAGUUCUAUUCUGUAAAGAGAUCCACACAAAAUGCUUGCAUAUCUAGAGAAGAAUUUUAUCCAAAUCUUGUCUAAAAAGAAUGCUAUUUACUAAAAUAAAAUAAAUAAAAGGCUGACCCAUUUCUGGAUGAGGACUCUCACCAAUAUGCUCUUCCUCCCAUUCUCCACUCAAGAUGGAGCUGCCAUUGAGUCCCUUCCUGUCACUCUAAGAUUGAGGCACAGGUCCUGCAAGAUCUCCUUAUCAGGUGGCAAGGAUUACUGUCCAGCCAAAGUAGUCGUGUUUUAAGAGUUCCUGAACCCUGAAAUGUUGAAUUGAGGCUCUGAAAUGUCAUGUUCUGGAUCAGCUUGAUAAUAUCAGAGGAAUGAAAGCU